AUGGACGACGAAAAGACGGAAUAUUCAACAAUCCUCAGCAUCUUCGUCUGCUCACUUCCCUGCUGGAACAUUUCAUUGCAAGACCAGGAUGAAAAACGUCUUGCCAUCAAAAAAGCGAAGGAGGAUCUGGAAGAAUGGUUACAGAGUAAUCCAAAAGUACGGCCAACUAUGCGUUAUUCUAAAGCAGAAAUACUUUUUGCUGAUGAACCCAUCUGGAAGGCCGUUCAUGAGGGCGAACGGAAAGAAAUUUUUGCAGAUGCAUUGCGAAUACGUGGCAAUCUUGGUUUUGCUACAUCCAAUUUCAGAAAGAUUUAUGCGCCAAAUAUUGCGUUAUUAAAUAGUGUUAAUACAAAUGCUCGUGUUUCGAACAUUCUCGCUUUUCAGUCAAUUUAUUUUUCGAUGGAAUUCAUAGACAAACGUGAAAAAGAAAAUGCGAAAGCUGUUCGUCGUAGAAAUGUUCAAGCUCUAGCUGAUAUCCUAGAAGGGAUGGAGGAAAUAACUUAUCGGACAACGUGGGCACAAGCUCAGCGGCUCCUUAUUGAAAAUCCUUCAUUUGCCAAUGACAGCACCUUGCAAAAUAUGGACAAGGAAGAUGCGCUGAUUGUUUUUGAGGAGCAUAUACGUACGGCAGAAAAGCAUUAUUUAAAGGAAAAGGACAUGGAGGAGCGUCGAAGGCGCCGACAAGAAAGAAAAAUACGUGAAGCUUUUCAAGUUUAUUUGGUGGAACUACAUAAACGAGGGGAAUUGACUUCAAUAUCGUUAUGGAGUGAACUGUAUCCUGUCAUUUCUGCCGACUCGCGUUUUGAUAAUAUGUUGAAGCAGUCCGGUAGCACACCGCUAGAUUUAUUCAAAUUUUAUGUAGAAGAUUUAAAAAGUCAGUUUGGUCAAGAUCGACGAGUGAUAAAAGAAAUUCUAAAGGACUUGAAUGUAACAAUUGAAGUGGGUACAACUUUUGAUCAGCUUUGCAAAUGGGUGUCGUCUGACGAAAGAGGUAAAACCGUUGAUCCAGGUAACAUGAAACUCUGUUACAAUUCCCUGAUAGAAAAAGCAGAAGCUAAAGAAAAAGAACAGGAGCGUGAGGAAGCAAGAAAGAGAAGACGGCAUGAAACAGCAUUUCGAAAUAUUCUACGAACUUUAGUUCCUCCAGUUGAACCAAACUCACAGUGGGAAGUUAUACGGCCGAAAAUUGAAAACGAAGAAGCGUUUAUUACAGUUGAAACUGAGCAGCUUCGAGAGAAAUUCUUUAAUGAUUAUCUGCAAAAUCUAGCAGAAGCUUGUGGUCAUCAUCAUGGUUCAUCAAAGAAGAAAAAGAAGGAUAAGAAAAAGCGUCGGAAGGAAGAAAAAGAGAGCGAAACAGAAGGCGAAGCAAGACCAAAGAAAAAGAAAAAGCAUCACAAAUCGGAUCUAAGCGAUGAAGAAAAGGGUGAUUUUUUCUCGUUAUGAACAGAGCGAAGACGUAAAAAGAAGAAAAAACGGCUGCACUCAAAAUCUUGCUCAAGAUCGCAAUCUGUAGAACCUGUUGAAAAACAGUGCAAGGAGGAAGAAGAUUCUUCAUUGCAACAGGAUGGAAGUAACGAAUCAGAAUUAAGUGAGGGCGAAUUGGAGCGGAAGAGGAAAAUUUUGCUAAAUAAAUUGGAUAUUAGUGGUGAGCUCUUCACCCUUACGUAUGGCGCUUUGGUGGCAGAACUACUUCGGGAUUUGGAAAGUCCUCUGGCGGUUAACCGUCAGCUGGACAAAAUGGGCUACAAUAUAGGAUUACGACUAGCCGAUGAUUUGCUAGCAAAGAAUUCUCAAAUUCAGCGUUGUACAGAUAUGCACCAAGUUGCUGAUGUGCUGGCAAAAGUUGCUCUUCGCAGUUAUCUCGGAGUAACUGCGCAAGUAUCGAAUUGGAGUGCUCGUAAUGACGAGUUUUCUCUUGUCCUUGAAUCAAAUCCUCUAGCAGAAUUUGUUGAAGUUCCACCUGAGUUAGCGCAAGAUCUUAGGUAUUCACAAAUACUUUGUGGUGCAAUACGAGGAGCUUUGGAAAUGAUGCACAUGGAAGUGCAAACAUUCAUUGUACAAGAGCACAGUCAGAGUGUUGAGAUCAGAGUAAAAUUCAUUCGAAUAUUGCAGGAAUCAGUCCCGCCUGGAGAUGAUUAG
Acanthocheilonema viteae is the source of this 2139-nucleotide messenger RNA. NCBI's taxonomy places the organism in Eukaryota, Metazoa, Nematoda, Chromadorea, Rhabditida, Onchocercidae. The record is from the annotation of a GenBank genome assembly.